Nakaseomyces glabratus is the source of this 1284-nucleotide messenger RNA. It is a transcript of the gene RBA50, whose product is annotated as Rba50p. Lineage: Eukaryota; Fungi; Ascomycota; Saccharomycetes; Saccharomycetales; Saccharomycetaceae. The record is from RefSeq and is a predicted model, not a curated record. Gene Ontology annotation, biological process: transcription by RNA polymerase II.
AUGGAUUUGCUGGGUGAUAUUGUAGAGAAGGAUGUUGACGAAGUCAGCGAAGUCGGGGAGUUACCAGAUGGUGGAUUUCCUAAGCUUUAUAAGCCGGAGAAAGUGUCAUCCUGGAAGGCAAGGUUAAAGAGGAAGCAACAGGCUAGUCAGACUGGAAAAGUCAAUGAAUUGAGCUCGAGCAGGGAGUCAAUGAGAGCUGUGGAAGAAUCUGCCGCUCAGAGGAUACAUAGGGAGAACUUGGAGACUAUGCGCAAGAUGAGUCCCGAAGAAAUAGCAAGGGAAAGGCAGGAAUUGUUGGAAUCUCUGGACCCCAAGCUUAUCCAGAAGCUAUUGAAAAAUGUUCAGAAGUCUGAUAAGAUCUUUGCAGAGAUUGAAGGUGCUUCUGGAACUUGGGUUGGUGGUAAAAAUGAGGCUGUGGCAAAUGUGGAUGAUUUACCACCGUUGGAUGAAGAUAUGGUAAAUAGAGCUCUAGAUCUCAAUGCUACCGAGCUCCCAAAGGAAACCAGUGCUUCACUUCCUAAGGACGAUGAAUCUGACAAGCAAGAAUCUGAAGAUCAAGACAUAGCACCGCCGCUCGAUGAUGACGACGUUGCCCCAUUGGAGUUUCAAGUGGCUCAAACGAUUGACCACAUGGCCAAUGAGGAUCUGCUAAAGGAUGUUCAUUUUGUAGCGCCAAAGGUAGAUGAAAAUGAUGACGAUGAUCCACUAGAUAUCAAUGACCCUGAGUUUAAUGAGAAACUACACAAGAAAUUUUUCCCAAAUUUACCAAAAGAAGUAGACAAGUUGAAAUGGAUGGAAAAGCUCCCGGAAGAUAAGGGUAUUUCAACCAUAGAAGAUGUUACUCAGUGUAGAUUUGACUUCAAAGGCAACUUGGUACCGCCCAAUAGACCUAUAGACAACACCAACUCAGGACUGCAUCAUCACUCUGAGGACCAGCAUCUGGCGGGCUAUACAAUUAUUGAACUAGCACAUUUGGCUCGUUCUCAAUUUGCUUCUCAGAGGGCAAUUGCUAUACGUACACUGGGGAGAAUUCUAUACAAACUAGGGAAGCAAGAAUACAAUUCUCAACUCACAGUUGAAGUUAACGAUGAAUCUGAAGCUGAAGAUGCCACAAAACAUAUCUACAUGAUGUUUUGGGAUCUGGUAAAGGAUACCAAGGUUAUUGAACUAUUGGAACUGGGCUCUGAUGAAAAAUAUACUAAGAGUCUAUCGAUUCGCAAUUACGCUAUCGAAGCGUUAUGGUUAUGGAAACAGGGUGGAGGGAACAAAUACAAGAAUAAGUAG